This is a messenger RNA of Prunus persica (peach), 1280 nucleotides long. RefSeq names its product peroxisomal 2,4-dienoyl-CoA reductase. The record is from RefSeq and is a predicted model, not a curated record. Gene Ontology annotation, biological process: fatty acid catabolic process. Gene Ontology annotation, molecular function: 2,4-dienoyl-CoA reductase (NADPH) activity. The coding region runs from base 138 to 1031 and encodes 297 amino acids. The transcript has 5 exons. NCBI's taxonomy places the organism in Eukaryota, Viridiplantae, Streptophyta, Magnoliopsida, Rosales, Rosaceae.
AGAGUCAAACACGAACGGCUGAUUGGUAAUUUGGUACGUCUCUUUUGUCGAAUGCGAUCCUGGCGUUGUCCGUUAAACUCUAAACUAGGAGAGUUAGAAACUUUGAGAGAGAGAGAGAGAGAGAGAGAGAGAGAGCAAUGGAGUCUCCAUUCAAGGCGGAUAUACUGAAGGGGAAGGUGGCUCUGUUGACAGGAGGAGCCUCAGGAAUCGGGUAUGAGAUAUCGCUUCAGUUGGGCCAGCAUGGAGCCUCCAUUGCUGUUAUGGGUCGUCGCAAACAUGUCAUUGACUCUGCUGUUGAAGCCUUUCAGUCCCAAGGCAUUCAUGCUAUUGGACUUGAGGGCGAUGUUAGAAAAAGAGAUGAUGCAGCUAGAGUUUUGGAAUCAACUGUGAAGCAUUUUGGGAGGCUUGACAUCCUUGUGAAUGCUGCAGCUGGCAACUUCCUUGUGCCAUCUGAGGAUCUAUCCCCCAACGGAUUUCGAACAGUUAUAGAUAUAGACGCUGUUGGCACUUUUACAAUGUGUCGCGAAGCACUUAAGUAUCUCAAGAAAGGAGCGUCAGGAAAAGACUCGUCUGUUGGUGGAACAAUCAUAAACAUAAGUGCAACUUUGCAUUAUACAGCUACUUGGUAUCAAAUUCAUGUAUCUGCAGCAAAGGCUGCUGUUGAUAGCCUUACAAGAAGCUUGGCAUUGGAGUGGGGCACAGACUAUGAUAUUAGAGUCAAUGGUAUUGCACCAGGACCUAUUGAAGACACUGCUGGCUUCAGUAAACUUUUACCUCAGGAGAUUUUGAGCACACUUAAAGAGCAGACUCUUGUAUCUAAAGUAGGUCAGAAAUGGGAUAUUGCUAUGGCUGCACUAUAUCUUGCAUCCAAUGCAGGAAAAUACAUCAACGGAACAACAUUGGUUGUCGAUGGGGGAGACUGGCUGAGCAAACCCUCCCAUCUUCCAAAAGAGGCGGUGAAGAAACUGUCCCGAGCCGUAGAGCGAAGGUCUAAAGAUAAACCAGUUGGGAUUCCUAAGAGUAAGCUUUAAUAAUUCCAUUUGAUGAUCAUGAUCAUGACCAACUCAAGUAUUUUCUUUCGUUCCACAUCAAAUUGAAUGCAUUGCCAGUGUAAAUUCCUUCCGGACCACUUUGGGAAAGAUCCAUAGCUUCAACUUCUAAAUGUAAAAUUAUUGAUUACUAGAACCAGUCAAACGGAUCAAAGAGAUGAUAUUGGAUAUGUAAUAUCCAUCUUGACAAAUAAAUGAAUUAGUAUUAAUUACUUCAAUCACUCAAUUUGG